Raphanus sativus (radish) is the source of this 1238-nucleotide messenger RNA. Its product is annotated as putative ribonuclease H protein At1g65750. The coding region runs from base 79 to 996 and encodes 305 amino acids. Gene Ontology annotation, molecular function: RNA-DNA hybrid ribonuclease activity; nucleic acid binding. The transcript has 8 exons. Lineage: Eukaryota; Viridiplantae; Streptophyta; Magnoliopsida; Brassicales; Brassicaceae. The record is from RefSeq and is a predicted model, not a curated record.
UGAUUGAGGAGAGGUUUUUAGGGUUCUUUGAAGUGACAGACGACUGUAGGGGGGGAGGGAUCGAAAAAGGGUUCGGGGAUGGGGGAAGAUGAGAAAGACGCGUUUUACGUUGUCCGUAAGGGAGACAUAAUCGGUGUGUAUCGAAGCUUGAGCGAAUGCCAACAACAAGCUCCCUCUUCUGUAACAGAUCCACCGAUGAGUGUGUACAAAGGAUAUGGUUGGCCUCCUCAAGGCGCACAGGAACUCAUAUCCUCUUUUGGCCUUAAGAACGCCCUCUUUUCUGUCAAUGCAUCUCAUCUCAAACAUGAUGAUUCUUCCUCUGUCUUUGGGAAACUCAUUCCUUGUCCUCUUCAGCAACCAUCUUCUUCUUCUUCUUCUUACCAAGGAGAGUCUCUUGACAAACCUCCUUCCCAGCCUAAGAGAUUACUGAAACAAAUGGAAACUGAUGAAUCAAGUUUCUUUCCCUCUAGUCAUCCCCAAAAGCAUCUUAAGAUUGAAAAUAGCGGCAGCGGCGGCAUGGUUCCCCGUCCUUCCACUCAGCGUCCCAUUCUUCAAAAUGAGGAUUCAUGUAGCAUCGAGUUUGACGGUGCUUCCAAAGGAAACCCUGGGAAAGCUGGUGCUGGAGCUGUUCUCCGUUCUUCACAUGACAACAGUGUGCUUUUCUAUUUGCGCGAGGGUGUGGGGACCGCCACUAACAACGUCGCUGAGUAUCGAGCUCUCAUUCUUGGUCUCAAGUCUGCUCUUCUCAAAGGCUUUAGGAAUGUCCGCGUCCAAGGAGAUUCUAUGCUUGUCUGUAUGCAGGUUCAAGAUAAAUGGCAAACCAAACACCCGAAGAUGGCUGAGCUUUGUAAACAGGCCAAGGACCUUAUCAAGCAGUUCAAAUCGUUCCAAAUCCAACACAUUGACAGAGAAUUCAACUCUGUUGCUGAUGCACAAGCUAACCAUGCCAUCAACCUCCCAGAGGGUCAAACGAAAGAGAUUGCAGGCGGCUGCUAGAAGAAAAGAAGAAUCAUCAUCAUUUUUCAACUCCUAAUUAUUUAUAUAUAUAUAUAUUUCUGGUUGCUAAUUUCUGGGAUCUGUGUCUUUGAUAAUGCUAGUAGUAUGUAUGAUGAUGGAACAUGUUCUUCUCUCUCUUCUGCUCUGUCUCUUGCCUGUUUAACUCCCACGAACAUGCCUAUCUUUUGAUUAUAUUCGGUUCUGUACGUUGUCCCAAGUGAUAAUGUUUUUAUUUUUCUCUA